UGACACAUCGCCCUUGGUGUCGGUGAGGGUGUUUGCGGUCCGCGUCCCGCUGCGUCCGAACUAAAGGAAAGGCAACGCAAGUCUCGUGCAACGGACGAUGUAGACGGCCGUCGCUUGCAGAUAGGGCGUUCAGAAAUCGAGAAGCAGUUCUCCCCUUUUUUCACUUUCUGCCGAAGAAGAGAGAGGAGCACUGCCAAAAAGUGAUAAUCGGCGAGGAUGGAGCUGAAGUUGCUGGGGCUGCUGCUGCUGGCAGUCAUCGGCCUCGCAGAGAGUCAAAACGCUUACGAUGACUGGAACUACGAGUACCGCUACGACCUCUAUGACUACGACGAACAUGAAAACGGAGAGACCGAAUCAGAGAAAACGGACCAUGUGAUCACACACUAUGAAAGACCGGAAGACCAGCAACCACCAGUUCACAGGGAGCACGAGGAACAUCAUGACAGCAGCCAUCGAGAACUGCCGGUUUACAGCGAAACGGACCACGAGACCAAAGUGGAGGACGGGGAUUCCGUCUGUGCUCGAACCUGUAAAGUUUCUAACGAAAGUGGCCCCAGCAUCCGGUAUCUUCCCGGCCAUCAGUAUCGGUACCAGUAUGAAGGGCAGGUGGUGAGCCGGGCAAGGGCUGCUGGGAGCGAGGAAUCAAGGAUGUCUGUCAGGGCCUACGUCAUGAUCACGGCCAACACGCCGUGCGAUCUGAAGAUGCAGGUGACGAGUCUGUCCGUGGACGAUGUGCCGCCAAGCGACUCGGCCUGGUUCCGCAACGCCGUCGAGCGCCACGACCUGCACUUCAGCUACCAAGACGGAGAGAUCGAGUACCUGUGUCCCCACGAGGACGAGGACGCCGCCGCCACCAACUUCAAACGGGGCAUCUUGUCGGCUCUACAGGCGUCUGUGAUCAACGUAGAGGACAUGUUUGAGGUGGUGCUGCAAGAGGCCGACGUGGCAGGCGAGUGCGAGACGCGGUAUCAGGUGACCACCAUGAAUGACCUCGUCGUGAACAAGACGAAAGAGAAUUGCCGCAGCAACGCCCACCUUCCGUAUUUGCCUCACGCCCAGUACACCAGUGACAGGAUCAACAGCGAGCUGCCUCUCUUCAGGCGGGACCAGAGCUGCCAGAUGUUCCGCAGCGAGAACGUGUGGGAGCGCGUGGAGUGCGUGGAGGAGGUCCGCGUCGAGGGCCCGUUCCCGUCCCUGCUCGAGCAAUCCUCGCUCGCCUCUCUCACCGUCACCUCUAGUCUGCACCUCCAGGCAGACCCAGAUGAGACGCCUGGACCUUUCUAUGAAGGAGAAUAUCUGAAGAGAAGGGAGUCCCUCCGCAUGGACCUGAAGGGGGCUGUUGACUCGUCUGAGACUCGACAUCGCGAUGACUCUGGCGUUCGCGAUCAGAUUGAUGUGACCCUGGAGUACCUGGUGGCAACAAUGAUGCCAGAUUCCGGCCUCGAGGAAGGACGGCCUCACGCUUUCUCUAACUUGGUGGACCUCCUGGGCCGUCUCCGCACAGAAGGAGACCUCAACAACCUGUGGGAAACCCACUGGCAUCGGGAUAAUUACAGAGAGUUCCUGCUGGACGCCAUCCUGCUCUGCGAAGGACCGCACUGCUUCCGUCUCGUGACUGACCUGGCGAAGGACCCAAAGAACCUCUUCGACUCACGGCUCAGGGCUUGGCUUGCAGGAAUUCACUUCCACGCUAACUCCGACCCUGAAUCCAUCCAGUAUCUCAUGGAAUUGGCGCGCAUCAAGCCCUCCAUGGAGGACGAAAUUGUAACGGCAGCCUCGAGCGUGGUGCACCGUCUGUGUCAGCAAAAUCGUGAAAACGAGUGCCAGGGGGCUAAGCCAUUCCUAGAGUACGCACAGGAAAAGAUUGGAAGCAAGUGUGGGUAUGGAGAGGACAGGCAGCGUCAGAACAAAGUGAAGGUCAUGCUGCGGGCACUUGGCAACGCAGGGGUACUUCCUUAUGACGGCUUCCCCGAUAUGUGCUACCUGAACAAAAUGCAUAACAGCGAGCUGCGUGUCACUGCCCUGCGAACGUACAGGCGAAGCGGAUGCCCCGCUACAGAGGCUCCAUGGAAGAUCCUGGAAGACAGUCAAGAUGAUGUCGAGGUUCGGUUAGCAGCUUACCUCGCCAUGAUUCCCUGCGCCACUGGAACACCUGGAUUUUUCACCAGAAUCCAUCAGCUUCUGGAGCGCGAAGAGGUCAAUCAAGUCGGGUCUUUCAUCUGGACUCACGUGCGCAACCUGGCGGAGCAGCCAGGGCCCAGCAGCGGCGAGCAGGAGCUGGCCAAGCUGGCGGCUCAGCUCACUUUCAACUCCAAGUUCAACACCAACGCUUUCCGCUCGUCUCGCAACUACCGCUACGCCCAGUUCAGCCGACUAAUAAAUAUCGGCGGAUCAGUGGACAGUGACGUCAUCUUCACCCCCGAAUCCUACUUGCCUCGUCACGCGUCCGUCAACCUCACCCUCGACUUCCUGGACAAGUCCUUCAACGUGUUCGAGGUCGGCGGUGACUUCAGCGGCAUGGAGGACUACGUUGAGAGGCUAUUCGGAGAGGGCGGCUACUUCGAAAACCCGGAGAUCCAAGGACUCGUGGAGAACCUGAGGCCGAAGAGGGAGGUGCAGGACGAGAGGAUUGAGGAGUUCCAAAGGAUGUACAAUGAUGCAAGGACUCUUACCGAGGAAGCCGAUCCCGAGGCGCAGGAACCCAAGGCGUCGGUCUUCUUCAGGAUUUUCGGCAACGAGGUCUUCUAUAUGGAAAACCUCCUACAGGCAGACCCCCUACAAGCACUCAGGGAUAUGCUCAGGGAAUUCUCCGUACCUAGGUCUUUCCAGCUACUGAACCAAGAGUAUAUUAGUCCAACUUUACUCGGUUUCCCACUAAGGCUAAGAGUAAAUUCUACUGGCUCCAUCAACUUCAACCGCGAAGGAACCUUCGAAAUCACAGACGACGGCAAUGUGCUCAUUUCGGGGCGCCUGAACCCGACCGCCGUCUUGGCUACGGACGAGACGCUAAUGGUGGACGCCUACGGCUCUGCCAGUGGCAUUCGGCGACGAACUACCCAAGUCGCGCACGCAUCCAUUGGCGGCAAAAUUGAAGUGAAGGACGGCCAGGUUGUUGAUAUCCGCAUAGAUACCUACAAUGCUGAUGUGGCGAAGCUCAGCUCUUCAGUGAAUGUAUUAUUGUACAACAAUUACAAGCAAGUUUGGGAGGGACAGCAAAAUGAUUCUCCUUUUGAGGAGGUAGAAUCGUGUUCUCCCGAGAUGGUGAAUAAUAUUCUAGGUCUGGAGUUCUGUAACACUUGGAGAUAUACCGUCCAGGCUGACGAGGACAAUACGGUGAUCACUGAACCACACGCGAUGGAGAUCACAGUGUCCAAGGCUGACAACUUCGAUCACUACCAGUUCUCCUACACUCGCAAGCGGAACUUGUUCGAAAUCUUGUUUGACACUCCUGGAUCUUCGAUUGACAGGAAAAUCAAUCUGAAUCUUAACCUGAAGUCUAAUCAUGCGCGAGGGUCGCUUACCAUCCCAGGAAGUCGCUUCGAUGUGGAGGGUCAGUAUGAAUACACAUCCGAGAUGAAGAAACUUGCACUCAAGUACAGCAGAGACGCGGCUCUUCGUGGAGAAAUGGAAGUUUCUUUGCAGACAGUAAAAGAAACGGACAACGUAAAAUAUUCGCCCAAAUUCAUGAUGACCAUUACAGACUUCUUUGAUAUCAUUUCCAGCGGGUCUCUUCUAACUGGCCCCAAUGACUUCAUGCUGGAAGGAAGCAUCAUGUCCAGCUUUCAGGAUGAAGCUGCUGCCUUUAAAGCAUUUUGGUCUCGCGAGGGAAGUCAGAACAAAUUAGAAGGCCAAGUAAGCACGGGGCAGUCGUUUGCCUCAACAAGCGGAACUAUCAACACAGAUCCGGGACAUACGGUGGUCCAGCUGUCGUGUGAAUACGGGGCGUCCCGAUCAAACGCUCACUCGAUGUCCCUCUCUCUGGACUCCACGAGCACUGAGACUGCAGAAGGCAGCACGCACACCGGCGCUCUCGUUUUAGAAUCAAGCCAAGCUGAAGUGAGCAUGAAUAUGGACUAUGAUUAUCGCCCGGGAUAUGUCGACACCAACGCAACCAUUACAGUGCGGGGAACAGAAAUGACUUCGCACGUCGGCCUGAAGAAUGUUGCCGAAGGAAACGAGCGAGACUUUAUGGUCAUAGUGAGCUGCACCAGCCAAGACCUCAACAUCGACUACCUCCUCAAGGCUGUCUACAAGAAAUCUGACUACGCCUUACUGGCCGAGUCUGAGGUCAACCUUGGUUUGUUCAUCAACUCGAAGGCGUCCCUCACCUACCUCUUCGAAAGCGACCCCCUGCACCUGCUAGCUGGCCUCCACCUCCAGUUCAACGACUUUGUGAUGCAGGCCAGCCACACCCUUGACUUCAGUCGAUCAAAUCGAGUUGUUAUUCUGCUGACCGGCACCGUUGGACCAGCCUCCGCCGGCUUCCACUUCGAGGGCGAGUACGACCCGUCCUCUCCCUUUAAUGUCUCGCUGGACGUGUUCGGCACUUACGAGGGCCAGCGGGCAGGCGUCGCCUUCAGCGCGGAGUCGGACCAAGCCUGGCGAACCUUCUCCGGCGAUGUGAGGGUAAGUAAAGCCUCCUUUGGCACGCCUGUGCCCUGUUGCCUUCCAUCACAUACAAUGUUGAGUUUACCU
This is a messenger RNA of Penaeus monodon (black tiger shrimp), 4695 nucleotides long. RefSeq names its product apolipophorins-like. The transcript has 23 exons. NCBI's taxonomy places the organism in Eukaryota, Metazoa, Arthropoda, Malacostraca, Decapoda, Penaeidae. The record is from RefSeq and is a predicted model, not a curated record. Gene Ontology annotation, biological process: lipid transport. The annotation marks the transcript as partial. Gene Ontology annotation, molecular function: lipid carrier activity.